Messenger RNA from Oppiella nova, 864 nucleotides. The record is from the annotation of a GenBank genome assembly. NCBI's taxonomy places the organism in Eukaryota, Metazoa, Arthropoda, Arachnida, Sarcoptiformes, Oppiidae.
AUGGGAAGCACUGGUCGGUCGGCAAUAGCGGUGGGAAUCGACUGGAAAGACAAUCACUUUCUAAGCAAAUCUGGAGUCAAACUAAACAUAAAUCUCGUAUCGUAUGGACUGACUGAAGAUGAAAAUCAGGUCAUCGAUGAAGUGAUAUCCAGUUUGAGUUAUGUUUUUGAAUUUGAGCGCAAUUUUGAUUACAAACUCACGACUCAAUGGAUGUCCGAUAACUGGAAGAUAUCCUUCUACUGGAUCUUCACUUAUCUGAUGCUUAUAUUCAGUGGACAGCAAUGGAUGAGAAAUCGAGAGCCCUUUCAGUUGCGGUCCACUCUAUUCCUAUGGAAUCUGUUUUUAGCCCUUUUCUCCAUCACUGGAACUCUUAGGGUAUUGCCUGAAAUGGUUUAUGUGGUACGAGAGCAUGGAUUCGCACAAUCGGUGUGCGAUAACGGGUUUAUCACACGCGUCAAUGUGUCGAGUGUGUGGUCCUGGCUAUUCGUGAUGUCCAAAGUGCCUGAAUUGGGGGACACCCUGUAUGCAUACGGGGACGUGGCCUCUACGGGGCGCUGGUAUUUAGGGGUCAAUUAUAUGAUUCAUGCCAUUAUGUACUCCUAUUAUGCAAUGAGAGCUAUAAACAUAAAAAUCCCAAAACCGAUCGCAAUGUUCAUAACGAGUUCACAAUUAAUUCAAAUGGUUUUCGGUGUUUUCGCCACUUUGUAUGCAUUGCAUAAGAAGUCCAAUCGAUUUGAUUGUCUGCUCUCUUAUACGACAAUAUAUUCAGCGAUUUUCAUGUAUUUCUCAUAUUUUGUAUUGUUUUUCAAUUUCUUUUAUCACUCGUAUAUUAAACGCUCAAAAAAUAAACAAAAAUCCAAUUGA